UCCUGCCUCGGGGGCACAGUGGCCUGACUCCCUCCUUCAAUCUCACACUCCACAGCGGUCAGUCUUCAGCUCAGUCCCACGUACCUUCCCUCCCCUGCACAGCCGGUUCAGGCCUCCAACCCAGCCCCACUCCCACCCCCAACCCGCGCACAGUGGUCCGGCCCAGGCUCAGAAUCCCCCCCCCCAGUGGUCUGGUCCCCACUCCCGGGGUGGUGGGGGCUGAGAGCCUGGCAGCCUCCUGACAGAGAGCGAUGCUGCCGGCAGGCCGGGCUCGGAAGCAGUACCAGGCGCGCUUCAUUUACGUGACGCGCUUCGGCUCGCACCAGUGCGGUGGCGGUCAGCUCGCAGUCAGCCACGCUGCGCUCCCUGGGCCCGCGGCAGUCGCCUCGCGGGGUCGGCUGGUCAGCUGCUCAGUCAGCCAGGCAUCCCUCUUAUCCGCCAACCAGUCAGCUGAGUCCUAUCUAACCCAGAAGGAUGCAGCUACAGUGUUUGACUUUCCCAUACAAUUGUGUAAAGCUUGCAAAAUAAUGAAAAAAAGAAAAAAGGCUUCAGUAUGGAAUAGUGUAUACAAAGUGAUUUCUAGAAUGCUUGAAGAAAAUGAAAAAUAUAGACUUAGGCUUAAAUGCCAAAGAUCAUCUAACGAAAACUCAAAAUGUACAAGAUGAAUCUUCCUAUCAUGUUCUGGAUUAACCUAUCUCUGGAUCUGUUUUCCAGUGAAGAUUAUGAAGAGUUUAAAGAUGGAAUGUUAAACGGAAUCCUAUUUGUUUGUUAUUUUGGUGUGUUUUGUUGGAAUUGGCACUUUAUAAGUUGAAUGGAAAA
This is a messenger RNA of Fukomys damarensis (Damara mole-rat), 819 nucleotides long. It is a transcript of the gene CUNH5orf47, whose product is annotated as chromosome unknown C5orf47 homolog. Lineage: Eukaryota; Metazoa; Chordata; Mammalia; Rodentia; Bathyergidae. The transcript has 6 exons. The record is from RefSeq and is a predicted model, not a curated record. The coding region runs from base 252 to 665 and encodes 137 amino acids.